UUGACCGCGGGGGUGUCAGUCACCAUGGUGGCGCACAACAGAGCGGACCCGUGUUCACUUCCAGACCCACCGAGGGGGGGGGGAAGAAAAAUGCCUGGAUCAUGACCGAGUCUCAGUGACUGUUUCCCCGGGCUCUGCCUCUCGACAGGGACCGCCAGCUCGUCGGUUGUAGCCGUUAGCCGCUAGCUGUGUUUUGUUUUUUAAUGUUUCGUUCCGACCCGUUGUCUUUUUCUCUUUCCGUCGCCCCGCAGGAAAGCUGAAGACACAGGGACAAGCUCCGGAGACCGUCCGCGGCGCAUGAAGGGGACAUUUUUCCGCGUUGAGAGAUUAGUUGGAAGAGGCUGUUUUUAUUUUUAUUUUCACAAGAAAGGGGGGGAAAAGUAGUUUUCCAGCGUCGGAGGGGACUUGUCGCUGGCUGCCGGUUCCGGCUCGGGGCAGCGGAAAGAGCAGCAGACACCUCCCCCCCACCCCCUUGCCAGAGGAGACUGCUCGGCUCGGCUGUCUGGCUCCAGUCGUGGCCUGGCUCCGGGGGCACUCCCAGCUCAUCCGCUAGCUCAUCCGGAGAAUAACGCGACACACGGCGCAGAGAGACAGAGAGAGGGGGCAGCUCCUCCAGGUUAUAUCCGCAUCCCUGGAUACCCAGCGCCGCGCUCCCCUCUCCGGGAUAAAGACGUGUCCAGGAUCCUGCACACGACGUCUUUCCAAAACAAUGGCGUCUUAUGUGGAUAACAGCUUUCGCCAGGCUGUGAUGAUGAACCCGGCGGAGCGGACGCAACAGGACCUGGAGAUCGUCUACUCGUACCUCCACGGGAUGGAGGCCCUGUCCAACCUGCGAGAGCACCAGCUGAGGAUAAUGUGUGAGACGGUUCGUUAUGAGAGACACGAGGCCAACGAGGUGCUAUACUACCCUGACGACAUUGGAAGCUGCUGGUACAUCCUGUUGUCCGGCUCCGUCUUCAUUAAGGAGUCCAUGUUCCUGCCCAGAAGCAGUUUUGGAAAGAGAUCAGCGGGCAGCCUACGCCGCGGAUGUGAGUGCAUCGUCCUGGAACCCUCAGAGAUGAUUGUGGUGGACUAUAUGGAUGAAAAUGAGGAGUACUUCCAGCGACAGGCAUCGCACAGACAAUCCCGUCGGCGCUUUCGAAAGAUCAACCAGAAGGGGGAGAGGCAGACAAUCAUUGACACAGUGGAUCCGUACCCCACCGGGAAGCCGCCCAUAGCCCGGGGAUACCACACGGAAUGCAAUAAACCUCAGCUCCCCGCAGACUUCAGCCGACUUCACCUGGCCGACGGCUUGCACCCACAGGUGACCCACGUCUCCUCCAGCCACUCAGGAUGUAGUAUCACCAGCGACUCUGGAAGCAGCAGCCUGUCAGACAUUUACCAGGCCACAGAGAACGAACCCGGUGACAUGGACCUGAGUGGCCUGCCGGAGACCGCCGUGGACUCCGAGGAGGAUGACGAUGAGGAGGACAUCGAGCGAGCGUCGGACCCCCUCAUGAGCCGGGACAUUGUGCGUGACUGCCUGGAGAAGGACCCGAUGGACAGAACCGAUGAUGACAUAGAGCAAUUACUGGAGUUCAUGCAUCAACUGCCAGCGUUUGCAAACAUGACCAUGUCAGUGAGGAGGGAACUGUGCGCCGUCAUGGUUUUUGCUGUAGUGGAACGCGCCGGCACCAUCGUUCUCAACGACGGAGAGGAGUUGGAUUCCUGGUCAGUGAUUCUCAACGGUUCUGUGGAAGUGACGUAUCCCGACAGCCGGACGGAGAUCCUGUGUAUGGGGAACAGCUUUGGGGUGUCACCGACCAUGGAGAAGGAAUACAUGAAGGGUGUGAUGAAGACCAAGGUGGACGACUGCCAGUUUGUGUGCAUAGCCCAGCAGGACUACUGCUGCAUCCUCAACCAGGUGGAGAAGAACAUGCAGAAGGUCGAGGAGGAAGGUGAGAUUGUCAUGGUGAAGGAACACCGCGAGCUGGAUCGCACCGGCACCAGGAAAGGACACAUCGUUAUCAAGGGCACGCCGGAGCGUCUCACCAUGCACCUGGUGGAGGAGCACUCGGUGGUGGACCCCACGUACAUCGAGGACUUCCUGUUGACCUACAGGACCUUCCUCUCCAGCCCCAUGGUCGUGGGCAAGAAGCUCCUGGAGUGGUUCCAUGACCCCAGUCUCAGGGACAAGGUACAGCUAGAAGUUACACGGGUAGUCUUGCUGUGGGUAAACAAUCAUUUCAAUGACUUUGAGGGUGACGCUGCCAUGACUCACUUUCUGGAGGAGUUUGAAAGCAAUCUGGAGAAAGAAAAAAUGUGUGGGCACCUCAGACUGUUAAAUAUAGCAUGUGCUGCUAAAGCCAAGCCGCGGCUGGUGACACUGACCAAGCCGUCCAGGGACUCUCCUCUGGCGUUCACCCUGCUCGGAGGUCAGGAGAAAGGUUUUCGCGUCUUUAUCGAUGCCGUGGAGUCCGGGAGCAAAGCAGCAGAAGUCGGCCUUAAGCGUGGAGAUCAGAUCUUAGAGGUCAAUGGGCAGAACUUUGAGAACGUCCAGCUCAACAAAGCCAACGAGAUCCUGAAGAACAACACGCACUUGUCUAUAACUGUGAAAACAAACCUCUUAGUGUUUAAAGAUCUCCUAACAAGGCCUGAACAGGACCACGACUUGGACGGUGAGGAGGAGCACGACAGGAAGAACGGGGCGCCACACCUCCCGAAGAUCGGAGACAUCAAGAAGGCCAGCCGCUACUCCAUCCCCGACCUGGCGGUGGACGUGGAGCAGGUGAUGGGCCUGGAGAAGGUCAGCAAGAAGGCGAAGAGCAACUCGGUGGGAGGACGCAACAAGCUGAAGAAGAUCUUUGACAAGACGCUCACCAGCAUCCUGCCUCCCAAACCAUACAAUGAGGUUUGCGUGGGCCAAUCGCAGGACGACAGCAUCGUGGGGAUGAAACAGUCCAAACAGAUCGCCCCGGCUCUGCCCGUCAGUGGGAACCUGUCGUCGUCAAACCCCGACCUGCUGCAGUCGCACCACCGCAUCCUCGACUUCAACAACCAGCCAGUUCCAGUUAUACUAAAUUUGUCAGACCAGGUGUUACGAGUCUUCAAGGCCGACCAGCAGUCUCGGUACAUCAUGAUCGGGAAGGACACGACGGCGAAGGAGGUGGUGGCCCAGGCUAUCAGGGAGUUCGCCCUGACGGCAGCACCGGAGGCUUAUUCGCUGUGCGAGGUGUCCGUCACGCCGGAGGGCGUCAUCAAGCAGAGGCGAUUACCAGACCAGCUUUCUAAACUGGCCGACAGGAUUCAGCUCAGCGGCAGAUACUACCUGAAGAGCAACAUGGAGACGGAGACGCUAUGUUCAGACGACGAUGCCCAGGACCUCCUGAGGGAAGGUCAGAUCUCUCUGUUACAGCUCAGCACGGUGGAGGUGGCCACCCAGCUCUCCAUGCGGGCUUUCGAACUUUUCUGUGCCAUCGAGCCCACCGAGUACAUCGACGACCUGUUCAAGAGGCGCUCGAAGACGGGCUCGUUCAGCCUGAAGCGCUUCGAGGAGAAUCUCAAUCACGAGACCUUCUGGGUGGCGACGGAGGUGACCCAGGAGCCCAACCAGCUCAAACGCAUGAAGAACGUCAAGCACUUCAUCAAGAUCGCCCUGCACUGCCGCGAGUGCAAGAACUUCAACUCCAUGUUUGCCAUCAUCAGUGGUCUGAACCUGGCUCCGGUCUCCAGACUGAGGGGGACAUGGGAAAAGCUACCGAGCAAAUAUGAGAAGCUGUUCGGGGACCUGCAGGACCUCUUUGAUCCUUCCAGAAACAUGGCCAAGUACAGGAAUCUGCUCAACAAUCAAAACCUCCAGCCACCCAUCAUCCCCUUGUUCCCCGUCAUCAAGAAGGACCUCACCUUCUUACAUGAAGGCAAUGACUCCAAAGUGGACGGGCUGGUGAACUUCGAGAAGCUGAGGAUGAUCGCCAAAGAAAUCCGCCAUGUUGGUCGCAUGGCGUCCGUCAACAUGGACCCGGCCCUCAUGUUCCGGACAAGGAAGAAGAAGUGGAGAAGUUUAGGCAGCUCUUUAAGUCAGGGUAGUGCCAAUGCGGCGGUGCUGGACGUCACGCAGACGGGCGGGCACAAGAAGCGGGUGCGUCGCAGCUCCUUCCUGAACGCCAAAAAGCUUUACGAGGACGCCCAGAUGGCCAGGAAGGUCAAGCAGUACUUGUCCAACCUCAGCCUGGAGGUCAACGAGGAGAGUCUGCAGACGCUCUCGAUGCAGUGUGAACCCUCCAUCAGUACGCUGCCCAAGAACGCCGGUGGGAAACGACCAGACACGUCCCCGGUCGUGUCUAGAGCUGCCAGUCAACAGAGGGGGCAGUUGACCAAAGGAAAUCAGGCUCUCCAGGUCCCUAACGUGGCACUUUACCCAUCCCGAAAGAAGGUCCCGGUCAAAGAUCUGCCGCCUUUCGGCACCAGUUCUCCACAAUCUCUGAAGAAGAUCCUGUCGCUGUCGGAGGAGGCGAGCGACAGGCACCGGAGGCAGCCAGAGGACACGGUGUCCAACGCCUCCUCCCAGCUCUCCUCCCCUCCCACCUCCCCCCAGAGCUCGCCCAAGAAGGGUUACAACCGGAUGGGCGACGCCUACUCAGACUCUGGUCACAGUGAGAUCUCGUCUCGCUCCAGCCUCGUCAGUAACUCGUCUUUCGACAUGGCCCAGGAGGAGAGGCGGCUCCGUCACUCCGGAGGAGUCGGGGAGUCUCACAUCGUGGGAGCGCGGCUGGAACGAAGAGCCACCACUGACCCAGACCAGUACAGCCUUGGGUCAUAUUCCUCAAUGCAGGACUGUCGGGGUAUUUACGUCGGCUGCCCGACGGUGCUCUCUUCGCCCAGCUCAGAGGAGCUGACCCAGGAUCAGGGCGACCGUGUUUCACUCGACGCUGCAGACAGCGGCCGAGGCUCCUGGACUUCGUGCUCCUCCGGCUCCCACGACAACAUCCAAACAAUGCAGCAGGGGCGCAGCUGGGAGACUCUGGCCUUCGGUGGGGGCGGAGGUGGAAUCGUUGGACUCCCUCCCGGCGGACCAGAGGCCUUCUUGGGAGGACAUGCAGCCCUGUGGGCGGCACAGGCCAGGGGGAGCUGGGCGUCUGCCAGCUCCUCGUCAUCCUCCGCCGCGUACUGGGGAGAGGACUCCGAGGGGGACACCGGCACCAUCAAGAGAAGAGGAGGGAAGGACGUCAAUGCUGACCCGGAAACGAGUAGCAUCACAUCCACCGGGUCAGAGGAAGCCAAGCAUCACGGCCGGCCAUCUCCAUCACCCAUCACUGCUGGGGCACGAAAAGAGGGCCGAUACCGGGAGCCUCCCCCAACCCCCCCUGGCUACACGGCCCUGAACAUCAACGACCUCGCGGAGGGUCAGCAUCCGGCUCCGUCUGUCCCCACGACCACAGCGAUCCACUCAGGCCGCCGGCCGCCCGACUACUCCACGGCUCUGCAGCGCUCGCGUAUGGUCACCCAGUCCCCCGACUCCCACCAGGCCCAACAGGGGGCCAAACAGCGGUUGGGCGGCCUCCACCGCACCUGCUCGCCAGCCGGGGACCAAGAGCGCAAUGAGGAAGAGGAGGAGGACGAACAGGUGUCAGCGGUGUGAGGGACCACGGUGGACGUCCUUCUUGCAGUAACUUGAAGCCCCCCCCCCCCCUGGUUCGGGGUGGGCAGGAUUACAGAGACAGACCAAUAGACUUCAUCAUCAGUUACAUACGUGCCUGCCUCCUCCACUCGGCUCCCCCCCCACCCCCCUCCCGAUCGGUGGACUCCUCUGCUGGUCUCCCUCCCCUGCCUUAAAGCAUCAUGGGGGGUUGAAUGACCUUGCAUGCAACAAAAAAUACUGUGAAGAAGAAGAAGAAGAAGAGGAAGAGGAGGAGGAGAUGGAGAGAGAGAGAGAAGGUCAAAGACGAUGACUAAAUGCCUGGCACUUUGAUAAAAAGACUAGAGAAUCAUUAACUGGCGUCGGGGGAGGUCGACCUGGACGCACAAAACACACACGGAACCACAAACACGUCGCUGUCAGAAACCCUGUUAACACAACAGCAUCAUGACGUGUUGAGCUUCAUCUGCACUUUCCUUAUUUUCUAGAACAAAACAGACUGAAGACGGAGAGAAACAGCGGUUGACUUGACUCUUCAUUUUUCAAAUUCCCUCUAGAUUUCAGUUCUUCUUUUUCUUUUCGUUUGACUGAUGGGAGAGAGAGAGAGAACACAAGUCAGCCCAUCGUUUCUCUGCCUGGACUGAAAACAACCCAUCUGUCGUUGAGUGUUUCGGACUCGGACAAAUCCAGUAUUAACUCGUGUUUCACAUGUGAACGUUUAUCAAGUGUUGGUUCAAGUGGAAGCUCAACAUGCACAGUGUACGGACACACACACACACACACACACAGAGUACAUGUUGUUGUACGGACACAUAGACAAAAAAGACGGUUUAUUACAGAUUUAGCACUUUCAGCACAAUCCCAGAUGUUACCAGACGUUUGGCCUGGACACCAGGGUUCGAUCCAACCUCGGAGCUCGUCCUGGUCACAUCGGUUUCUCCUCAUCAUCCUGUGGUUUGCUGUUACAUCGUGAGCGUGCGCCUCUGUCAGUCGCCUGUUGGUGAGGUUUUAAACAAAAAAAAAAGCACAUAGGCCAUCGAGCGCCGGCUGAAACCUGGGGGAACACGUUGGUUUCUGCGGAAUCACAAAGGAGCAGCAGCGACAGACGCCUGAAGGUUGGUCCUGGUUUCUCGUGUGAGGUUUGGACGCUCGCAGGAUUUUUCUCAUCUCGUACGAAUCAAGGCUGGAGAGCGGUGGCCUCUUUGUAUUUGGUCGGAAAGGGAUCAAGCAGGGUAGUGAACAUCAGCAGCUGCCAACGUGUAAAUUGUGAGUGUAGCUCAACUUUUACAAACCAAUCUUGUACAGAGUCUUACGAUACACACACACAUUUCCUUUUUUCAAAAUAUAAAUACCCAUGAAUUGAGAUUAGGCUUCUUUUUUUUUUCUCCCCCUCAACUUUUUUUGUGAAUGUCCAAAGCGCCUUACGAUGCCAUGAUUGCGUACAUUUCUUUACGUGCUCGUUCCUCGUCAUGAAUCACCUUGUUUCAGGAGCAACUCUUGAAUCAAGCAAAAGUGGAGAGAAAAUGCCUUAUUCAAGAAACUUCCCUGGACGUUUAAGACUCGGUACAAGAUGAAGUCAAGACAUUUCUCUUUCUGUUACGUGGCUUCGGGACAUGGCCUUGUUACGGUGUGGUACAGAUCCGUCUACACACACAAGUGACCCUGCGCCUCGUCCGCUGCUGUCGAUUCAUCUCAAGAAAAACAAAAAUAAAACCCUCUCACCUGUUACAGACAUCAGCUCCAUGGAUGCUGUGUUCCUCCUCCGGCCUCCCGUUGAAUUGCGCCACCAGGGGAAGUGGCUGAAUUGUGUAUUUUUUUUUGUUUUAGUUUUUUUUGGGGACUCCGGUGCAGAAGCUGACAAAUGAAGAAUUUCCUUUUUUAUUUUUUAUUUCCCAAGGCUGCCAAUCAGAACGAUCAGAUUUCUUUUUUUCUUCUUCUAUCACUGAUUCGCACUGAUCACAUUGAUCAGUCUUGGAAACGACAGACUGAGAAAAAAUAAGAUGAAUGAGUGCAGUGUGUUUUUUUUCCCCCGGGGGAGGGGGGGGUUCCUUUUUGUUUAUUGUAAUAUUAUAAUUUUAUUUUUUUUGUAAUGGCUGCAGAUAGAUUGUUAAUAAUUUGUUUGUAUUACAGUGGUGACAUGCAUCAUUCACUUUCAUUCAACUCUGAAGAUAAUGUGCAUAUUAGCGGGCCGAGUCCUAUUUCGAAAAACAAAAAGUUGCACAAAAAUGUACAAGCGUAAAGAUAAAAGUGUAGUGGGUAGAACUGCUACUCCGUGUGAUGUGUGAUGUCAGUGAGAAAUGUACAUUUAGCUGGUGAUGACCUUCUGUUCUUCAUUCUUUCUCGUACUACUUUGACCUGUGUAUGUCUUUUAAAAAGACAAUCGGUGGAGUACGUAUCGGUUGUUUUUGUAUUUUUAAUACAAUAAUUGUAAAUAUUGGUUAUAUUUUUGUUCAAAUGUACUAUGUUUAUGCCUCAACAUCCAGUUUAUAUGAAGCUGGGAAUCAAUAAAUACUGCAUAAAGAAUCAACACCUAGGUUUAAAUGCACUUAUUCAUUUCUUUCUGCAUUUUGAUGUCUUUCUUUUCUAAAUUGUUUUUCUUUGAGAGUUUUUUUUUUUUUCUUCUUUUCCUCCCAGAUACCGUCUAGUGUUUGCACAAGUCAUGAAAGCAACUUGAAAAGUGUAACCCUCAUACUUUUCUAUCUGACCCCGCAGUGUGUCAGAAUUAAUAAAAAAGAGAUAUUGAA
Molecule: messenger RNA, 8358 nt
Organism: Pleuronectes platessa (European plaice)
Lineage: Eukaryota; Metazoa; Chordata; Actinopteri; Pleuronectiformes; Pleuronectidae
Gene: rapgef2b
Product: Rap guanine nucleotide exchange factor 2b
Exons: 31
Coding region: 710-5617 (1635 amino acids)
Biological process (GO): positive regulation of ERK1 and ERK2 cascade; small GTPase-mediated signal transduction
Molecular function (GO): guanyl-nucleotide exchange factor activity; protein binding
Source: RefSeq, a predicted model, not a curated record